UUGACCACUGAGAUGGUGCUGGGAAUCGAAGGGGAUGGGGUUUGGCCGCUUCGCAUUGCUUCUGUGGCACCAGAGGCUGAGCAGACGAGCCUGGGCAUUCCGUUUGUAAGCACCGUCUUGAGGAACGCAGAAUCACGUCUGCGUCUGUGCCCAGAACUCGAGGAAGGUUUGCAUGCUUGGUUUGAGAGGAGUUUGAGGUUCAAGGGGAGAUAGUAGCAAUCUGUCACGCCUUGUAAAGGAGCUGUGAAUUCCCUGUACAGGCAAAUGCAUGCAAACAGCCUGGUUGCCUAGAAAUGAACGUUCAGAGAGGAAAAGGGAGCCUUUUGGAAUCACACUGUGGAGUGUGAAAUCCUCUGUGCUGCAUACAGCAUAGCUUCUGGGGCCAGUUUUGCUUGUUAUUGAAAAGAAGCAGAAGACUAUGGAUAGUAGUUAAGAAGAGGUUUACAAGCAGCAGAGGUCUGCGUAGUAACACCUACUCAGUGUGAGCUGCCUCCAAAUGCAAUAAGGCGUCAAAAACUAAACAUGGCAGCCUUUCAUCCCUCAAAGACUCCGGACGUAGCAGCAGAGAGUAUUCCUAGCAUCGCCUUGACGAAGGCGGCUAAUAUUGUUGAAUCCGGAACUCAGAACCAGACCAAUGAGAAAGCAGCCCCGUCAAUACCACACGACCUGCGGCCAGCAGGUGACAUUAGCAUCCGCACCCGGAACGCAGACCCUAAAUGCGAGCGGCACUAUGUGAUUGUCGUGCACGGCACAUUCGACCCCCCUGCCCCAGAUGAAAAAGUUCCAAAGUGGUACCAACCUGACCCAGAAAACCCCAAGAAUUUCUGCACCAUUGUUGGGGAAAACUUGGAACACCUUCCCCUGGGAAAAGAUGCGGUGUGGCGGGACCUGCCUGUGCGCGCCCCCCCAAAGCUGCGAUCGUUCUGCUGCGGAUUCAUCCCAGCAGAACAGGAGCAGGAGGUUCCGUACCCCUUCCAUUGGGAUGGGAGCAACACGCAUGCAGGGAGGAUUGCAGGGGGGCGCCAGCUGGCGGUGCUUCUUAACACCAUCGGGAAGAACGAUCCGGCAGCAAGGAUACACCUUGUGGCGCACUCGCACGGGGGUAACGUGGUGCUCGCGGGUGUGGCGAAGUACCUGCGUAUCCUGCGAAAGGAAUCUGGCCAAAACUACAACGACGACAUCGAAGCAGCAUUCUGGAGGGACGCCAAGCAAGAUCACGACGAGAUUGGCAAGCCCGGGAAGAUCACAGACGUCAUCUGGUGGUGGAAGCUGAACCCGUUCUUAAUGGUGCACCGGCCGUUCCCAAUCGUUGAGAAGACCGACGAAGAAACUGGGUUGAGGAAAGCCAAGAUUUCGGCAGGCAAGCUGACCCGCGCGUCCUUCAUCAAGCGCUUCUUUCGGCCCGCCAGCUACGACCAGGAAAACUUUGGCGGGAAAGAACUUUACAGGUGGGCGUAUUAUUCGUGGAUGGACCGGCUGCUGCAGCUGGGACAGAUCCGGCGCUACAAGUACCUGCGCCGCAGGUGGGCGACCUGCCCCGUCACCAACGCGCUCGGCAACAUCGUCUUCCUUGGGACGCCUUUCUACACCAAGAUCUGGGACGACUUCAGCACAAUACACGUGGCACUCGGCAUCCUGUGGCAGACCAUCAUUGUGUCGGUCACUUUGGGCGUCAUCGUGACGCUGUUCCGGCUGGCCGUCUACCGCCGGUACCAGUCGCUGUUGGGGACCGGCAGUACCGUCUUCUGGGCAGUCACCGCUGUGCUUUCGUUUGUGGCGCUCACGAUCAAGCGGGUCCAGGACAGGGUGUUCUACAAUGGGAACCUGUACCACGACCCGCGCAAACCGUGGUCUGACACGAUGCGCGCCCUGGUGGUCAAUGCGGGAAAGCUGGACGAAGCGGCGCUUGCGCUCUCGACUGAGCCCGUGGUGCGCGCAUACCUCCUCCCCCAGAUCCGCUUCUACCUGGACCCCGCCCCGUGGUCCACGUGGCAGUACCCCAUUGGCCGCACGUGGUACAAGACGCUGGCCAUCUGGUACGACGACGUGUGGCUCGUCGUGUGGAACACGCUCUUUUCGCUGCUGCUCCUGCUGCGCUGGAUGGCCAACUUCCUGCUCGUGCCGCUGCUCUCUGAGUCCACGCUCAAGCUGCUCAUCACCAUGUCCUUCGGCCUGCAAAACGGCGAGCUGGACAAUGCGCACAUCUAUGCGGGGGAGCGCCUGGAGCUGCCCUCCAACACGCACAAGUACCAGCACUGGAACGUGCAGCAACUGUUUGCCGCCGAGGAAUCCUUUGCGCCGUUCAUCGAGGCCGUCGAGGAAGCCGCGGGCAGCGACGAUCCCUCGGAACUAGAGGCCGCGGGCCACGCCGCGACCGUGAUCGCCGAGGACGCCCCUGCGGCGGUCGACGGAAUGUUGGCGGAACGGAACGGAAUGGCGGCGGAACGAGGAGAGGGCGGAACGGGGACGGAAGGUAGGACUGAGUUGUCGGAAGUGAAACAGGACAGUGCCGCACCCGAUCCGACCGGGGACGUUGGAGAAGAGAGGGACGGGUCUGCGGGAGCAACGGCCGACUUCGGAGCGGAUUCCGGGCGGAACGACAUUCCGUUGCCCCCGGUUGUUGAGGCGCCCCCGACCGAGAUGCGCGAGUCUUGGAUGGAGAAGCACACGAUGGAGGAGAAGCUCGGCAACGUUUUGCGGCAUGGAUCGGUCAGCGGGCUCAUCAUGGCUGAGGCCGACCGGAAGGAACAAGAAGAGAACGGAACAGCGGAACACACUGCUGUCUCAGAAAGCGGGGGCCAGAAGAUCGUGGAAGACGCGUCGAACGGAAGCCUGGGCGCCGGCGCUUCGACCCUUUCUGAGCCGCAGAACAGCGCUAGCGGGCUGCGGCAUCGGAGCGUGCACAAGAACGGCAGUGGUAACGCCAACGGCAACGGUAAAGGUGGGGUGGAUACCGGCGAGUUGGAGGCUCAUGCGGUGCAGUCGGCUGCAAAGGAGCCGGACAAGGGAAAGGAAACGAAGGAAGAGGAGGGCAUGGAUCUGGAGAGCCGCAACCGGCGGCGCGAGUAUCUGCAGCGGUACCGUUUCCUGUGGGACGAUCAAGUGCUCGAGGAGAAAGCGCGGAGGUCCGAGACGCUGAAGCGCCUGCGAGCGCAGCGCACCAAGAUGAGCCGCCACCCGACGUCAUCCGCCGACGCCUUUGACCGCGAGCUCAAGGUCACGUGCGUCAUGCUGGAGGAGCGGAUCAAGGAGAUGACGGGACGUGUCGAACUGGCUCAUGGGUGCUACUUCAGGAAUCCGGACGUUAUCGAAGCGACUGCCAAGUUUUUGGCGACCGGAAAGCUCCCGAAGAAGGCGACCAGGCUCGGCCUGGUCAACUAAGGAGUGGUCGCCAUAGUGUUUGUGAGUCUUGUUGGAGGCAUUACUAGACUGCCUUUACCGAAGCGCUUGCGGAGUUGCAAAAGUGCGCAUGAGGUCGUGUUGCUACGUGGACUUUUAGCUCUCGAAGAUCAAGGUAAUUAGCUCGCUAUCAAGCACGCAGAGCUGGGCUACAAAGUAAGUAUAUAUGUAUGGGGUUAGGAGCCUGUCGGCUCUCGGUUACCGAGAUCAUAUCGCUCGCACUACGCUACAUAAUAUGUCUCGUUUGUGACCUUGGCCGCAGGACGGAAAGUCCUCGUUGUGUUUUAGAAAGUGAGUGCUAAAGUAGGACGUACGCUAGGUAGGUCUGCAACCACUUGCUUCGUCGGCAGAACGUUCGUUGCAUUGUACGUUAUCUAAACCUGAGAAAGACAAUUGUUGGCACGUUUUGGACCG
This is a messenger RNA of Klebsormidium nitens, 3813 nucleotides long. The record is from the annotation of a GenBank genome assembly. NCBI's taxonomy places the organism in Eukaryota, Viridiplantae, Streptophyta, Klebsormidiophyceae, Klebsormidiales, Klebsormidiaceae.